Molecule: messenger RNA, 1044 nt
Organism: Brachypodium distachyon (stiff brome)
Lineage: Eukaryota; Viridiplantae; Streptophyta; Magnoliopsida; Poales; Poaceae
Product: GDSL esterase/lipase At5g62930
Exons: 7
Coding region: 84-881 (265 amino acids)
Molecular function (GO): hydrolase activity, acting on ester bonds
Source: RefSeq, a predicted model, not a curated record
GCGACCUAAUUCCAGGGGGGUCUCUCUAAACUCCACGGGAAGCAGAGUAGUUUUGGUAGUCACUCGUCACUUCGUCAGCCUCCAUGGCGACGCCCGGAUCCUGCCCCACGACGGCGGCCCCGUCUGCCGGCCACCCUCCCGUCUGCCUCGCCGACGCUUCAGAAACGUUGCGGCCGCGGCUGGUGCUCUUCGGCGACUCCAUCACCGAACAGUCCUUCCGCCCCGGUGGCUGGGGAGCAGCCCUCACCGACACCUACUCCCGCAAGGCGGAUGUCGUUGUCAGAGGCUAUGGUGGGUACAACACGCGAUGGGCUCUCUUCUUGAUCCAACGCAUCUUUCCCCUGGUUGGUGUACCACCUGUUGCAACGACUAUAUUCUUUGGUGCUAAUGAUGCAGCCCUUUUAGGGCGAACAAGUGAGCGCCAACAUGUUCCAGUUGAAGAGUAUAAACAGAAUCUCCAAAAAAUUGUUAAUCAUCUGAGGGAUUAUUCCAAGUCCAUGGUGAUUUUGCUGAUCACCCCACCACCUAUUGAUGAAGAUGGAAGAGAAAGAUAUGCACGAUCACUAUAUGGAAAAGACGCGCGGAGGCUCCCUGAAAGGACAAAUGAAAUGGCUGGUGUCUAUGCAGGUCAAUGCAUAGAACUAGCCAGACAAAUGGAUAUACACUGCAUCGAUAUUUGGUCAAAGAUGCAAGCAACUGAAGGGUGGCAGAAACUUUACUUGAGUGAUGGACUGCAUCUGACACCUGAAGGAAACGAUGUUGUCCACAAGGAAGUUGUCCACACGUUGAGAGGCGCUGGUCUGAAAGCUGAGGAUAUGCCGAGUGACUUCCCGCAUCAUUCCAAAAUUGAUGGAAAUUGCCUAGAAAAGGCCUUCCAGUGAAGUGGUUCGAAGUUUGUAAUGCUCGCUUCUGGUCUCUGAAGGCUUUGCUUUUCCUUGUAUAGUCCUAUUUUACGUUUUCAUCUGCUGUCAACUUUUGAAUUGAGAAAUUCUGGGUUCAUUUUACCACGUCAGAAAAAAAAUGGGCAUGUUGCAGUGGCAUGUA